This is a messenger RNA of Staurois parvus, 7417 nucleotides long. NCBI's taxonomy places the organism in Eukaryota, Metazoa, Chordata, Amphibia, Anura, Ranidae. The record is from the annotation of a GenBank genome assembly.
AGGUGGAAUCCUUCAUCCUGGACCAAGAUGAUUUGGAAAACCCAAUGCUAGAAACAGCAUCUAAACUACUGUUAUCAGGCACAGCCGAUGGAACAGAUUUAAGAACAGUCGAUCCUGAAACACAGGCUAGAUUGGAGGCUCUACUCGAAGCCGCAGGAAUUGGUAAAUUAUCCACUGCUGAUGGUAAAGCGUUCGCAGAUCCUGAAGUGCUUCGUAGAUUGACGUCUUCGGUCAGCUGUGCGUUGGAUGAAGCUGCUGCUGCACUGACAAGAAUGAGAGCUGAGAGCACCUCAAAUGCAGGGCAGACGGACAACCGCAGUUUAGCAGAAGCUUGCUCUGAAGGAGAUGUGAACGCUGUGCGGAAGUUAUUAAUUGAAGGUCGAAGUGUAAAUGAGCACACAGAGGAAGGGGAGUCUCUCCUUUGUCUUGCUUGUUCUGCUGGAUAUUAUGAACUUGCACAGGUUCUUUUGGCUAUGCAUGCUAAUGUAGAAGAUCGAGGUAUAAAAGGAGAUAUUACUCCAUUGAUGGCUGCUGCUAAUGGGGGGCAUGUUGAAAUUGUGAAGCUGCUACUAGCCCACGAUGCUGAUGUGAACUCCCAGUCAUCCACAGGAAACACAGCACUUACAUAUGCUUGUGCUGGCGGCUAUGUAGAUGUUGUUAAGGUGCUGCUGGAAUCAGGUGCUAGUAUUGAGGACCACAACGAGAAUGGUCACACACCUCUUAUGGAAGCAGGAAGUGCUGGUCAUGUGGAGGUGGCCAGGGUCCUUCUUGAAAAUGGAGCUGGAAUCAAUACUCAUUCCAAUGAAUUUAAAGAGAGUGCACUAACUUUGGCAUGCUAUAAAGGACAUUUAGAGAUGGUGAGAUUCCUUUUGGAAGCAGGAGCAGACCAGGAGCAUAAAACUGAUGAAAUGCACACUGCCCUAAUGGAAGCUUGCAUGGAUGGCCAUGUAGAGGUAGCUAGACUACUCCUUGACAGUGGAGCCCAGGUGAAUAUGCCUGCUGACUCUUUUGAGUCUCCUCUGACUCUUGCGGCUUGUGGUGGUCAUGUGGAACUGGCAGCUUUACUAAUAGAACGAGGUGCUAACCUGGAGGAGGUAAAUGAUGAAGGCUAUACACCACUUAUGGAAGCUGCCCGAGAAGGACAUGAGGAAAUGGUUGCAUUGCUGCUUGGGCAAGGUGCAAACAUUAAUGCUCAGACAGAGGAGACUCAAGAGACUGCCCUCACAUUGGCGUGUUGUGGAGGUUUCCUGGAGGUAGCAGACUUCCUUAUUAAAGCUGGUGCAGAUAUAGAGCUUGGAUGUUCCACUCCUUUGAUGGAAGCUGCACAAGAGGGUCACCUAGAGUUGGUGAAAUAUCUGCUUGCAGCGGGAGCUAAUGUUCAUGCAACAACUGCAACAGGUGACACAGCUCUGACGUAUGCUUGUGAAAAUGGGCAUACGGAUGUGGCAGAUGUGCUGCUUCAAGCUGGUGCGGACUUGGAGCAUGAAUCUGAAGGAGGGAGGACCCCCUUGAUGAAAGCUGCAAGAGCUGGUCAUGUCUGUACUGUUCAGUUCCUCAUAAGUAAAGGUGCAAAUGUCAAUCGGACAACACUGAAUAAUGAUCACACUGUGUUGUCUCUUGCCUGUGCUGGAGGACAUUUGGCGGUGGUAGAGUUACUUUUGGCCCAUGGGGCUGAUCCAACGCACAGAUUGAAGGAUGGUUCUACAAUGUUAAUUGAAGCUGCCAAAGGAGGUCACACCAGUGUGGUUUGCUACCUGUUGGAUUAUCCCAAUAACCUUCUCUCUGCUCCCCCUCCUGAUGUUACACAGUUCACCCCACCCUCUCAUGAUUUGAACCGGGCACCUCGUGUACCAAUGCAGGCACUGCCAAUGGUUGUCCCACCCCAGGAGCCAGACAAACCUCCAGCAAGUGUGUCUACAAGCCUUCCUGUCAGAAGUAAAGCUACUUCUAAGCAGAAGUCCAGUGGCCAUGUGCCAGAGAGCAGCCAGGAUGCACAGGGAUACAUCAGCAGUCAGUCUCCAGAGAGCAUUGUAGAAGAAGCUCAGGGGAAGCUGACGGAACUUGAACAGAGGAUCAAAGAAGCCAUUGAAAAGAAUGCACAGUUACAGUCUUUGGAGCUGGCUCAUGCAGACCAACUGACUAAAGAGAAGAUAGAGGAGUUGAAUAAAACCCGUGAAGAACAGAUCCAGAAGAAGCAAAAGAUACUGGAGGAGCUUCAAAAAGUAGAACGAGAGUUGCAACUUAAGACCCAACAGCAGCUGAAAAAGCAGUAUCUAGAAGUGAAAGCUCAGAGAAUCCAGCUUCAGCAGCAGCAACAACAGCAGCAGUCCUGUCAACAUCUGGGGCUGUUAACUCCUGUAGGGGUUGGGGAAGAGAUCACAGAGGUAGACUAUGCCCACUUACAGCAGGUUGAUACCAUCCUGCUCAAAGAGGACCCUCAGCAGACUGCAGUACCAAUGGGCUUCACUCCCAUGCAGCCUUUGGCAAUGCCUCAAGCUUUGCCACUGGCCACAGGUACACUAUCUCCUGGGCCCAUAACUAAUCUUGCAGAUCUCCAAGGCGUUAUUGUGGGACAGCAAGAAAUAGGUCAAGCACAACUAACAGGGCUGGGGCAAGGUGUCCUGCCAGAAACACAAGAAGGGUUAAUGAUAGCCAGUCCUGCCCAGACUCUCACUGACACUCUGGAUGACAUCAUGGCAGCAGUGAGUGGAAGAACAUCUGCAAUCUCAAACACUCCUACCCACAGCAUUGCUACUUCCAUAUCCCAACCUCAGACGCCAACUCCAAGUCCCAUCAUUUCUCCUUCAGCCAUGCUACCUAUAUACCCUUCCAUAGAUAUUGAUGCACAGACUGAAAGUAAUCAUGACACGGCGCUAACACUUGCCUGUGCUGGUGGACAUGAGGAGCUUGUGCAAACUCUGUUGGAGAGAGGUGCAAACAUUGAGCACAGAGACAAAAAAGGUUUCACACCACUCAUCUUGGCUGCAACUGCUGGUCAUGUUGGGGUCGUUGAAAUCUUGUUGGACAACAAUGCUGACAUUGAGGCUCAGUCUGAGAGGACCAAAGACACACCAUUAUCGCUGGCCUGUUCUGGUGGCAGGCAAGAGGUCGUAGAGUUGUUGUUGGCUAGAGGGGCAAAUAAGGAGCAUAGAAAUGUUUCCGACUACACUCCUUUAAGCUUAGCUGCAUCUGGUGGUUAUGUCAACAUUAUCAAAAUCUUACUUAAUGCAGGUGCAGAAAUCAACUCCAGAACUGGUAGCAAGUUGGGAAUAUCACCUUUGAUGUUGGCUGCCAUGAAUGGUCAUACUGCUGCUGUUAAGUUGCUGUUGGACAUGGGCUCAGACAUCAAUGCACAGAUAGAAACAAACCGAAACACAGCACUUACAUUGGCCUGUUUCCAAGGCAGAACCGAAGUGGUCAGUCUUCUCCUUGACAGAAAAGCUAAUGUGGAGCACAGAGCAAAGACUGGUCUGACUCCCUUAAUGGAAGCUGCUUCUGGUGGUUAUGCAGAAGUGGGACGGGUUCUUCUUGAUAAAGGUGCAGAUGUCAAUGCUCCUCCAGUGCCAUCUUCGAGGGAUACUGCUCUGACCAUUGCAGCAGACAAGGGGCACUACAAAUUCUGCGAGCUUCUAAUUAGCAGGGGAGCUCAUAUUGAUGUAAGAAACAAAAAGGGGAACACUCCGCUUUGGCUAGCAGCAAAUGGAGGUCAUUUGGAUGUUGUUCAACUACUUGUGCAAGCUGGAGCAGAUGUCGAUGCAGCAGACAAUAGAAAGAUAACGCCCCUCAUGGCAGCUUUUAGAAAGGGUCAUGUUAAAGUGGUGCGUUACCUUGUGAAAGAGGUAAACCAGUUUCCCUCAGACUCUGAGUGCAUGAGGUAUAUUGCCACCAUUACAGAUAAGGAAAUGUUAAAGAAGUGCCAUCUCUGUAUGGAAUCCAUUGUACAAGCCAAAGACAGGCAGGCAGCUGAAGCUAACAAGAAUGCUAGUAUCCUAUUGGAGGAACUUGAUUUAGAAAAGCUACGAGAAGAAAGCAGAAGGUUGGCGCUGGCUGCAAAGCGAGAAAAAAGGAAGGAAAAGCGUCGAAAGAAGAAAGAAGAGCAGAGGCGAAAACUGGAGGAAAUUGAAGCCAAAAAUAAAGAAAACUUUGAGCUUCAAGCCGCUCUUGAAAAAGAAAAGCAGAAGGUUGAAGAUGAACCCCCAGUUGUUACAGAACCACCUAGCGCAACCACCACCACCACUAUUGGCAUAUCUGCUACAUGGACCACUCUAGCGGGCUCACAUGGAAAAAGAAACAAUACCAUUACCACAAGCAGCACGAAGCGGAAAAGCAGAAAGAACAAAAUUGCAGAAAACGUGCAGAUUAUAUUUGAAGACCAGCUUCCCAUUUCCUAUGGGCAGCAAGAAAAGCUAAACGGAGAGUCCAAAAGUAGUAGUACCAGUGAAAGUGGAGACAGUGAUAACAUGAGGAUCUCCAGCUGCAGCGAUGAAAGCAGCAAUAGCAGCAAUAAGAGCGACAAUCAUUCUGCAAUCAAUGAGAGCAGUUUGCAAAGUAAAAAGAAACCAUCUGUGCUAGUUUCCUCUCCAAAAGAAGAAAGAAAAGUAUCAUCUAAAACCUCAGUAAAGUUAUCCGAAUCUGUUGUUGAAACAACAGGUAAUUCGUUAUCUACGAGCACGAAGACUGGGCCUUCUCCACUUUCAUCUCCAAAUGGAAAAUUGACAAUAGCCAGUCCCAAGAGAGGGCAGAAGAGAGGGAAGAAGGCUGGAAAGAGGUGGUCAGAAGGUCCAAGAAAGUAUCUGUGCCAUCCACAGUCAUUUCACGGGUUAUUGGAAGGGGAGGCUGUAAUAUCAAUGCUAUCCGAGAGUUCACAGGCGCACAUAUUGACAUAGAUAAACAGAAGGACAAAACUGGUGACAGAAUCAUAACAAUCAGGGGGGGAACAGAAUCCACCAGACAAGCCACACAUCUUAUCAAUGCACUUAUUAAGGAUCCCGAUAAAGAAAUUGAUGAACUUAUCCCAAAGAAUCGCUUAAAAACCUCCUCUGCGAAUUCAAAAGCAGCACCUUCAACCUCUGCAGCAGUAACAUCUGUAAACAGCUCAGUUAUGGGAAUCAAAGUUACCCCUGUCACAGUUUCGUCAUCACAAGCUGCCUCUUCCCUCACUGUGCCAGCCAUUUCUCAAGCAUCUGCUCACAAACCCAUGAAAAAUCCAGUGAAUAACGUGCGACCAGGAUUUCCAGUCUCUCUACCUUUGGCUUACCCCCCUCCACAGUUUGCUCAUGCUUUACUUGCUGCUCAGACUUUCCAGCAAAUCCGUCCUCCACGGUUACCCAUGACGCACUUUGGAGGACCUUUCCCCCCUGCUCAGUCCACUUGGGGCCCCUUUCCAGUCAGGCCUCUAAGCCCUGCACGAGCUACCAACUCUCCAAAAUCUCACGUGAUGCCUCGCCAUGCUAAUCAGAAUUUGAGCAGUCCUCAGGUGAUCCCAGGACCCCCUUCAUCUACUAGCCCAACAGCUACCACAAACUCUGCGGCCUCAGUGCCUGUCUCAUCUACAAAUGGGAGCCUCAAUUCACCGUCAGUCAGGAGACAACUUUUUGUCACAGUUGUCAAAACGCCUAAUGCUACUACAACCACAGUUACUACAACUGCAAGUAACCACAUAACCACACCAACAGCCUCCACCUGCCCUGUUCCCACUGCCAAAGAACAUCAUACUUCGUCUUCACCUUCAUCGCCCUCCCCACCUUCCUUGCCUGGAGGAGGCUCUAGAAACAGUCCCUCUGAUUGCCUGACAUGUUCUCCAAACAAAGGGACCUCACUUUCUAGUGAUCAGGACUUGGGCAACCAACCUGUGAUGGAGAUAAAUAGCUCGGGCAGCAGUAAGCAAGCGAGCUCUACCUCUGGGAGUACCACAGCACACACCACGCAUCAGCACCCUCCAACAUCUGUUUCACAGGAUUCUAGAUCUACACUAAUGCAGACCCAAGUUCCCCCUUCUCCAGAUCCCAGAAUGGCCCCUUCCCACAGCUUGGCUGUCAGUGGUCCCACUCACCAGCCUUCACCCAUUCCUUCUAACAUCCCAACAUCCUACAACUUGUCCCACUCCUCUAUAUCAUCUACUCCAUCUGUUGCUAAAAUUGAAUCUUCUGCAGUCAGGCCUCCUUUACAUGGAACAAACCCUACUCACAAGAGCCAAGUACCAAUACAAAAUUCUUCUGUAUCAGGGCUUGGUCCUCACUCAAAUAUUAAACGACCCCAAAGUGUACCUUCGGGCCCACAUCCCUCCAGUUUAAGUUCGCAAAGUUCUCAGAAUUCUGGUCACUCUUCAAGCAAGCCUAUGGCCCCCAAUUUCAGUUCUACUCUGCCCUUCAGUCCUUUUAGCACACUUUUUGAAAACGGUCCCAAUCCCACACAUCCCUUCUGGGGUGGGUCUAUGGUCUCAUCUCCAUCUGCUUCAGACUCCAUGCUGUCUGCACAGCCGCCAUAUUUGCCAAAUCCAGAGUCAAUGCUUCCAUCUGAUACUUCCAAAGCACCAGGUUUCAGGCCGCCAAUGCAAAGACCAACUCCAAGUCAGUCAGGUAUUGUGAAUAUGGAUUCAUCUUACACAUCUGUGGCAUCAUCCACUACUCAUUUGGGUACCUUUGCCUCUAAUAUCUCUGGAGGUCAGAUGUAUGCACCAGGAGGUGCACCUGCAGCUGCUAAUUUCAACAGACAACAUUUUUCUCCUCUUAGUUUAUUGACCCCGUGUUCAUCAGCAUCAAGUGAUUCUACAGCCCAGGCUGUGUCUGCUGGUGUUCGAGCACAGUCUCCCUCACCUUCAGGAGUUCCCAUGGUGUCUGAGAAACCUAACUCGGUAUCUCAUGACAGGAAAGUCCCAGUACCAAUUGGAACAGAACGUUCUGCACGUAUACGGCAGACAGGGACAUCUACACCUUCUGUAAUUGGGAAUAACUUGGCCACUUCUGUAGGACACAGUGGAAUCUGGUCUUUUGAAGGAAUGGGAGGCAGUCAAGAUAAAGUGUCAGACUGGUGCCACACAGGCAUGGGUAAUCACAUAAUGCAUAGGCCCAUGUCUGAUCCUGGAGUGUUUUCGCAGCAUCAAGGAAUAGAGAGAGAUUCAUCUGGCAUUGUACCUGCUUCAGGAGCAUUCCAUCAGCAUGUGCCUGCCGGCUACAUGGACUUUCCAAAAGUUGGGGGCAUGCCAUUCUCAAUGUAUGGAAAUGCAAUGAUUCCUCCUGUAGCUCCAAUGCCAGAUGGUACUGGGGGACCGAUUUUCAAUGGACCUCAUGCUGCUGAUCCAUCUUGGAAUUCGCUCAUAAAAAUGGUUUCAAACUCAACAGAGAAUGGCCCUCAAACAGUAUGGACUGGAACCUGGAAUCCCCACAUGAACAGUGUGCACAUGAAUCAGAUGGGUUGA